GGCGGCGCCCGCCCGCACCAUGCCCAGAGCCUUCCUGGUGAAGAGGCGAAGCCCGCAGCCGGCCAGCCGCAGCUGGGAUGGGCUGCCGGACGAGGAGCGAGCGGACACCUACAUCCCAGGAGGGAUAAGCUGCGUGCUGCUGAACUGCCGCAUUGAAGACAGCUGCAGCUUGGAGAGCAAUGGCAGUAGCACCGCCAGCACAAGGGAGGCCGAGCAGAGUGAUCCCCCUACUCCACAGCCAGCAGCCGAGAUUGGGAACACAGAGGGGACCCUUCUGGACUUGGCCAUGAAGCGCCCAGUGGUCAGAUCGAAAAUCAAGUUCACGACGGGUACCUGCGAUGAUGCGGCGCUGCACAAUUGUGAGCUAUGCGGCAAAGGCUUUCGUUUGCAGAGGAUGCUCAACCGUCACGUGAAGUGUCACAGCCAAGUAAAGAGACACCUGUGCACCUUCUGUGGCAAAGGAUUCAAUGACACCUUUGACCUGAAGAGACAUGUAAGGACCCAUACAGGAAUUCGUCCUUACAAAUGUGAGAUCUGCAACAAGGCAUUUACCCAGCGAUGUUCUCUGGAAUCCCACCUUAAAAAGAUCCAUGGGGUGCAGCAGCAAUAUGCUUACAAACAGCGACGCGAUAAACUUUACGUCUGCGAAGAUUGUGGCUACACGGGCCCAACGCAAGAGGACUUGUAUCUGCAUGUGAAUAACGCUCACCCUGGGAGUGCUUUCCUCAAGAAAACCUCUAAAAAGCUGGCAGCAGUCUUACAGAAUAAACUGACCUCUGUCCUGCAGCGGAACCCUGAAGAUGAUGAGGAAGAUGAGUAACGCAGUGGAUUACAGCGGUCACAUGCAAUAAAGUUUACGUGUCGGGUAUUUUUUCAAACAGCUUUGAAAGGGAUCCGUGUAAUAGCAGGCAUCUUGUCCUUUUGGUAAUGACAGGCUGUGGAUGUUACAGUCUCAAUGUGAGAGAAAUGUUCUCAGCUUAAUGCAAAUACAAGGCUUUUUUAAUCGUGAGAAUAAAAGGGAAAAUUUUGGAGCCAGCAUCGCCUGUGGAUAGAGCCCUGCACUGGUACUUGGGAGACUCCACGUCAGUUCCCAGCUCUGCCACUGGCCUGCUGUGUUACCUUGGGCAAGUCACUUAACAUUUCCAUGAUUCAGUUUUCUCAACUGCGUAAUGGAGAUAAUGACACUAAUCAACUUCGUAAGGUGCUUUGAAAUCUGUGGGUGAAAAAUGCUAGAUAAGAGCUAGGUAUCCUUAAUAUUAUUCCCAGAUGAGAAUCUACAGUAAAAUGAAGUUAAGGAUGAGAGUAUGUAUCAUAAGGUAAGAAAUGAACAAUCAAUACACUCAAACAACCUUAACUCUGCCCUGUAGUGAAACCAUGCAGAAACCAUGUGAUUAUGAUUAAGGUUGUUAGGAUUUGUAAUCCCAGGUUAGAAAAAAAUGAAUUUUAAAGAUGGUAGAUUUUUUCAUAUUAUUUCUGUCCAUCUCCCCGGG
Molecule: messenger RNA, 1490 nt
Organism: Gopherus flavomarginatus (Mexican gopher tortoise)
Lineage: Eukaryota; Metazoa; Chordata; Testudines; Testudinidae
Gene: OVOL2
Product: ovo like zinc finger 2
Exons: 4
Coding region: 20-820 (266 amino acids)
Biological process (GO): epidermal cell differentiation; regulation of transcription by RNA polymerase II
Cellular component (GO): nucleus
Molecular function (GO): RNA polymerase II cis-regulatory region sequence-specific DNA binding; DNA-binding transcription factor activity, RNA polymerase II-specific
Source: RefSeq, a predicted model, not a curated record